Messenger RNA from Prinia subflava (tawny-flanked prinia), 4015 nucleotides. It is a transcript of the gene EVI5, whose product is annotated as ecotropic viral integration site 5. Bases 326 to 3052 code for a protein of 908 amino acids. Lineage: Eukaryota; Metazoa; Chordata; Aves; Passeriformes; Cisticolidae. The transcript has 20 exons. The record is from RefSeq and is a predicted model, not a curated record.
CAGGAGUCUCUACUCACUGUCGAAGGACAAUGGCGAAGGGGCUCACUAUUGGAUGGGGAGCUGCUCCGGGCAGGCAGUCUCAGAUGUUUGUGUAACCUAAUCGGCAUCUGGCUGAACCGUGUCUGACAAACGAAGGGAAGGGCCCGUCUAGCCCGAGGCGGCGGUGCUCCGGGGAACGCGUUACUGUAUGCAGACGGCGUUAUGGAGAUGCCUGGGCUGACGCCGAUUUCACCAUAUCCCCGGCUGUUCGCCCCACAGGGGCUUCGCCUCGUGUGGCGGCGCGGUGCCUUCGUGCCGCCGUGAGCAGCGGGCGCGGGCGGCGGGGAUGCCGCGGCCGUGCGGAGGCGGCAGCGGUGACACGGCGGGCGACCCGCGCGAGGGCAGCACACGAGCGACCCGCACGCCGAGGGACGGCUCGCCGCUCGGCCUUCCAGCGCACGGCGCCGGGACCCCCGAGACGCGGGGGCAGGAGCCGCGGCAGAGGCCGGGAGCGGCGCCGGUGGCGACAGACAAGGUUGCAGGCAAGCUGAGCUCCACUCUCUCAUGGGUGAAGAACACGGUGUCGCACACCGUCAGUCAAAUGGCCAGCCAGGUGGCGAGCCCGUCUGCCUCCCUGCACACCACGUCCCCCUCCACCACGCUGUCCACGCCCGCCCUCUCGCCGUCCUCACCCACACAGCUCAGCCCCGACGACCUGGAACUGCUGGCUAAACUCGAGGAGCAGAACAGACUCUUGGAAACAGAUAGCAAAUCCUUACGAUCAGUAAAUGGGUCAAGAAGAAAUAGUGGAUCUUCUCUUGUAUCUAGUUCAUCAGCUUCUAGCAAUCUCAGCCAUCUUGAAGAAGACUCGUGGAUCCUCUGGGGGAGGAUUGUGAAUGAAUGGGAAGAUGUACGGAAAAAGAAGGAAAAGCAAGUUAAGGAGCUGGUUCGAAAAGGGAUACCUCAUCACUUCAGAGCAAUUGUUUGGCAACUUUUAUGCAGUGCUCAAAGCAUGCCAAUUAAGGAUCAGUAUUCAGAGCUUUUAAAAAUGACAUCUCCUUGUGAAAAAUUAAUAAGAAGGGACAUUGCUAGAACGUACCCUGAACAUGAUUUUUUCAAAGAAAAAGAUAGCCUUGGGCAGGAGGUCUUGUUCAACGUCAUGAAGGCUUACUCUCUGGUGGAUCGUGAGGUUGGAUACUGUCAAGGAAGUGCUUUUAUAGUUGGAUUACUGCUUAUGCAGAUGCCAGAAGAAGAGGCAUUCUGUGUGUUUGUUAAAUUAAUGCAAGAUUACAGACUACGAGAACUCUUUAAACCAAGCAUGGCUGAACUGGGCCUUUGUAUGUACCAGUUUGAAUGCAUGAUACAGGAACAUCUUCCAGAGCUUUAUGUGCACUUUCAGUCUCAGAGUUUUCACACUUCUAUGUAUGCAUCGUCAUGGUUUUUAACUAUAUUCCUUACAACUUUUCCACUACCAAUUGCAACAAGAAUAUUUGAUAUCUUUAUGUCUGAGGGUUUAGAGAUAGUAUUUCGAGUAGGUUUAGCACUACUUCAGAUGAACCAGGCAGAAUUACUGCAACUUGACAUGGAAGGAAUGUUACAGCACUUUCAAAAGGUCAUUCCACAUCAGUUUGACAGUGGUCCAGACAAAUUAAUCCAAGCAUCUUAUCAAGUCAAAUACAAUGCAAAAAAGAUGAAAAAGCUAGAAAAAGAGUACACUACAAUAAAGACAAAAGAAAUGGAAGAACAAGUUGAAAUUAAAAGGUUACGAACUGAAAAUAGACUCCUAAAACAGCGCAUUGAAACACUAGAAAAAGAAAGUGCUUCCUUGGCAGAUAGAUUGAUACAGGGACAAGUGACAAGGGCCCAGGAGGCUGAGGAAAACUACCUCAUAAAACGGGAGCUGGCCACCAUCAAACAGCAGAGUGAUGAGGCCAAUACUAAACUGGAGCAAGCUGAGAAUACCAUCAGGGAGCUCCAGCAACAGCAGCAAUGGCAUAAAUGCAGUUCACGAUACAGUGAAGACUUUGUGCUACAGCUGGAAAAAGAGCUGGUCCAAGCCAGGCUGAGUGAAGCAGAAUCCCAUUGUGCCCUGAAGGAGAUGCAAGAUAAAGUUCUAGAGAUGGAAAAGAGGAACAGCUCCCUCCCUGAUGAGGAAAAUGUUGCCAGACUACAAGAAGAACUGAUUGCAGUAAAAUUGAGAGAAGCAGAAUCUUUGAUGGGUCUCAAAGAACUAAGGCAGCAAGUCAAAGAUUUGGAGGAGCACUGGCAGCGUCACCUAGCUCGUACCACUGGCAGAUGGAAAGAUCCUCCCAGAAAAAAUGCAGUGAAUGAGCUACAGGAUGAGCUGAUGACAGUGCGGUUGAGAGAAGCAGAAACUCAGGCUGAGCUGAAAGAGACCAAACAAAGAAUGAUGGAGGUGGAGACACAGAAUCAGAUCAAUAGUAAUCACUUACGAAGGGCAGAGCAAGAGGUUACCAACCUACAGGAGAAGGUGCAGUAUCUUUCUGCGCAGAACAAAGGACUCCUGGCUCAGUUGAAUGAAGCAAAACGUAGACAAGCAGAGAUCGAAUGCAAGAGUAAAGAAGAAGUGAUGGCAGUACGGCUCCGUGAGGCAGACCGCAUUGCAGCUGUGGCAGAACUCCAGCAGCACAUUGCUGAAUUGGAAAUCCAGAAAGAAGAAGGAAAAAUUCAAGGGCAGCUUAAUAAGUCUGAUUCUAACCAGUACAUCAGAGAACUGAAAGAUCAGAUAGCUGAGCUGCAUCAUGAGAUCAAAUGCCUAAAAGGCCAGAGAAACUUCUCAGACCAACCCACUUUUGAUGGGAUUCACAUUGUCAACCAUUUCACAGGAGAUGACGAAUCAUUUCAUUCUUCUGAUGAAGAUUUUAUAACUAACUCCAUACAGGAGAGUGGGGUGAACUUUCAUCUUCCCAGGAGGACUGGUCAGAUGUCUUUGGAUCACACACUUGUAGACAGCAGUGACAGUGACACAGAGGAAAGUGCCCUUCAGACUGGGAAUUCGGGCAAGAUCGUUUCUAAGCAGAGAAGAAUGGAAUCCUACUCUACUACUGUGUGAUUAUCACUGUGACUAGCACUGAAGACUUCCAUAUUACUUUAAGGCUGAAAUUGUGAGGGAACUGAAACCAUCCAGCAGUUGGUUUAGGUAUCUAUUGGAUUUGGUCUGGCCUGUGAUAAAUAUAUACAUGUACUGUCUCUCUGCCUUCUCUCUUUGCCAAAUCUUGCUAAUGACAUACCAUUGCCAUAAAAUAGGCUGGGAGGAAGUUGAUGGAUGACAGUUUUGACAGUAUUACUGAAUGUUCUUUGGUUUAGAAACUGCAAAUAUUUCUUUAAUGUGUAAGAAGCAUUUUGCUGUUCACAAACACAGGAAUUAUUUUCCUCAAAAGAAAUUGCUUUUGUGCAAUAUUUUAUGCUCUGAACAAAUGUGUAUGUUUUACGUUGUUAUCCUUUUGUGAUCAAGAUGGACUCUAGUAAACCAUCUGAUCAUGACACAUAUAUAUAUAAUUAUCUUACGCUUCUCAGUUAGUUUUGGUUUUUUUACUGAAGUUAUUGGAUACCCACAGAAGGCUUGAAAGACAUGCCUUUAUCUGUACUACUUCAUAUAUGCAAAUAAUGGUCACUAAUGUCAUAAAGGUGUUUUUCACCAUUUUCACUUAAACUUAUGUGCAUCUGCUUUUGAUGUUGCUAAAUAAUAACUGGUCUGAAUAUGUUAAUUACAAUAAUGUUUAUUUUGUACAUAUUUAUGUAUCUACACCAAGCUGAAACUGUACAUUACUCCAUUUUAUAUGAGGAAUGUAAAUGUUGCGAUAUUACUGUCUCUGGUAUUCUAACAGGAAAAUGAAUUCUGUAUAUACACACUAAAAGUGAAUUACUAAAUAAAGGCAAAACACUAACUUUGCAUUAAGUUUCAGCCUAGCUACACUAACAGGCUCAUGUCAGAAAUGCUUGUUCAAAACACUAUUGAUGAAAUCUUUUACCUUCAUGUAUAUGUAAUGAAAAUAAAUUUUUCAUGAUUUAACAA